Molecule: messenger RNA, 2154 nt
Organism: Gigantopelta aegis
Lineage: Eukaryota; Metazoa; Mollusca; Gastropoda; Neomphalida; Peltospiridae
Product: tetraspanin-18-like
Exons: 7
Coding region: 101-931 (276 amino acids)
Cellular component (GO): membrane
Source: RefSeq, a predicted model, not a curated record
ACGUCAUUGCGGGACGUUUGUCGUGUCGUUAAGUAUAGUGGUAAAAUUAUGGAUUUAUAAGAAAAACCGUUUAUUGGUUCUUAAAUUAAAUCUUGACAAAAUGUGUGCUUCAGCGUCAUCAUGUGUGUUAGUAAUAAGUAAUGCAUUAUUCUUGAUAGCUGGUGGACUAUGUCUUGGUAUUGGCAUCUGGGCCAUGGUGGACGAUACCCACCUCAUUUACCUGACUCCCAUUUUGAAUAACGUAUCCGAUCUGAGUGGCAUGAAUCUGACCUCGCUUAUAGGAUCUGUUUCCUGGCUUCUCAUAGUUGGUGGAGCAGGAAUGUUUGUCGUGUCCUUGUUGGGAUGUUGUGGAGCCUUUAAAUUGAUAAAGUGUUGUCUUUAUUUGUAUGUUGUUCUGGUAAUCAUCAUACUUGGCGUGCAGAUAGCUGCUGUUGCUGUGGCAGUGAAAUACAAUACCCAGUUUCAGAGUUAUGCACUGACGUUUUUAAAUGCAUCGCUGUCGGAAAAGUAUGUGGGACCAUAUGACACCUCCAUUGCAGAAUCGCUGGCCUGGGAUACAGCACACGUAAAGCUAUCUUGCUGUGGCGUCACGGGACCCGACGAUUUCUCCACAUUAAGUACGUGGAACACGACAUGGGUGAACCCGAGCACCAGCGCACUGGGCACGGCAACUAUCCCGGCCACGUGCUGUCUCUCCACCUCCACCGCCUCAUUCCCACUGCAGCCAACCACGUUUUUUGAUGCACUCGUAGACCCGGCAUGCCCCGUAACGAAGGGAAGCAGUCAGACAGUUGGUUGCUUUGAUGCACUGAAAACAUCAUUCUCCAAGUAUUUGGGCGUGAUUAUUGGAAUUGGUGCAGCUGUUGUUGUCUUUGAGAUAAUAGGAAUCAUAUCUGCUUGCUGCCUCGCCAAACAAAACGAAGAAGUUUGAGUCAAUGUCACAUGCCCCAGUAUCAAAUUACGUCAAACUGGAAGGAAGACGGAUGUUCCUACAUUUUGAAGUGCACAGAUGUUGCCAGAUUUUGAAGUGCACGGAUGCUGCCAGAUUUUGAAGUGCACGAAGAAUGAUUAUAACGUUUUAUGACAUGUUGAUUUUGAUUGUUAAAAUGUUGAGAAUGAUGAUGGAUAUGACUGUUACGUUUUAUGGAGUGUUCGAAGUGUGUGUGUGCGUGUGUGUGCGUGUGUGUGUGUGUGUGUGUAUUUGUGUGUGUGUGUGUAUCAAACUUCGAUCUCACGAAAACUUCGAUCUCUUGAUUUGAAGCGACGGUCCCGGUCGAGUUGCUAUACAAAAUAGUAAUAACGACCUUCGAAAACUCGAUAAACUCGAUCUCUUGACCUAAUUCUUUGGUCCCGCCAUAAAGAUUUAAUAGAGUAUGCACCUCUAAAACUCGCGUGUGGAUUAAUCAAACUGUCGUUGCCGAUAGUAUUUUAAAGACGAAUGUAUUGUCAGUCAUUUCAAACAAGCGAAGCGCGGCUGUCUCGGGUGUCUUGGCUGUCGAAGAUUAGGGUUAUAAUUACAGAAUAAUAGAUCGCCGACUAAGCGGAACGAAAUGAUCCUCUGUUUGGUAGUCGGUGUUCGUCCGUGGUGGAGAGCCUCGCUACGUAAUACUUAAUUACAGACACAGUCUGGUUAACUUCAACGAGCAUUUGUAAUAAUUGUUAGCGCCGUUUGUUUUUGCUCUCGAAGGUGUGAAUCGUGUCAAACUUUAGCUUUUCUAUUUAUGUGUCAGUUAAUGUUUAUCAAUUACCAGUCAUUUAGUUAUGUUAAAAAUUGAUACAUCACAGAUCGAGAAAUCUGGGGAAGGACCCGGUAGUGUGGGGUUUGCCAAAUCGGUUUAAAAAAGUUCUGCUUUCUUGUCAUCCAAGAAUCUUGCGUAGGGCCCAGAAAUGGAGUGUGGGUGGCCAGAUUGGAGAAAGAAAGUAGAGGUGCGAAGCGUAAAUAAUUUUGUGUAAAACAAAUGUAUUUAUAGUGUUAUUCGGCAUUCAUUGUUUUAUUUGUUAGGUACGUUCCACCAUGUUUUGACAUCUGUAAAAUAUGUCAACGUUACUUUUUGUUAUUUAUAUGUGUAUGUAAAUGCCUUCCUUUUUCGGUGGGGUUUUUUUUUCUGUCAAUAAAUACAUAGUCUAUAUGCCCAAGCAUAUAUUUGAAAUUCA